ACUUGCUAACUUGGGCGUCGGCUCUCUUUCCGUGCUCUCACGUAUUCAAGCUAGGGUUUGCCUCUCUCCAGCCCCCGCCCAUCUCCGGCGACGCCCCUCCCCGCUACCCCCGGCCGGCGACGCCUCUCCCCACCGCGCGCCUGCACGCCGGCCCCGCCCCUACUCGCGCCUCCCCGCGGGUCGGCGCGUCCCCACCGGUCGACGACUCCCCGCGCCUCCUCGCGCCUCCCCGCCGGUCGGCGCCCCGGCUCCCCUCUGGCCGGCACAGCGGCUCUCCUCCGGGCGGCGGUUCAUAUGUGGCAUGAUUUGUGCAGUACACUGACUGGACAAGUAAUAUGGCCUCAAAAGCCAUUAAAAGGAAGCCUUACGCUGCUGAUAUUGAUAGAAGCGAAAAACAAAUGGAGGCAACCAUACCAGAUUCUGUGAGAGAACCUCUUCUAGGAAACAGUACUCAUGAACCCCAAUCGGAUAGAUAUGAACCUACUCUGCAGCCAGAUUUAUGGGAUGGUAAAGGACAAGAGCGCCUUGGUUGGAUUCAUCUUAUAUCAACUUUUAUUGCUCGAUCUGUAAGGAAGAUAGGAAUCGCCGUCUCUCAGUUUGGUUCAUUGCUAGCAAGGUUCUUUAGGUGGUCUUGUUCUUCCCAUGGUUCACAUAAUGAACAGGCAAUUCUAGUUGGUCUCAGUCCAAUACAGGAAGAGAGACUAAAGUUCUUAAGACAAAGACUAAAUGUGCCAUUCGACAGUUCCUCUAUGAAGCAUCAGGAUGCUCUGAAAGAACUUUGGAGACUGGCUUAUCCCAGCCGACAACUUCCUCCUCUGAAAUCAGAUCUAUGGAAGGAGAUGGGCUGGCAGAAUUCUGAUCCAGCAACUGAUUUUAGGGCAGGGGGGUUCAUGUCCUUGGAAAAUUUAAUAUAUUUUGCUAGAAACUAUCCAGAUUCCUUUCAUAGUCUGUUACACAAGGCAGAUGGUAAGAGAGCUGAAUGGGAAUAUCCCUUUGCAGUGGCUGGCGUGAACAUAUCUUAUAUGCUAGUGCAAAUGCUUGAUCUGCAAUCAGGAAAAAUGAGCACAAAAGCCAGUUCCCACUUUGUUCAACUACUUAGAGAAGACGAGAUGGCUUUUGAUAACCUUUUCUGUGUGGCUUUUGAGAUGCUUGACGCUCAGUGGCUCGCAAGACAAGCUAGUUAUAUGGAAUUCAAUGAGGUUCUAAAGUCCACACGUAUUCAGUUAGAACAGGAACUUGCAAUUGGAAGCAUUUCUAGUGUUCAGGAGAUGCCAUCAUUUAGAUUGCUAAAAAGGUAGCCCGUGUUUGUUGUUUACAGAAAGGAGUAUGUCUUACCUGUCAGUAGGAUGUUGUGCAUACUACCCAUUCUUAUUGGUUGUUCAACGUGUCACACUGUAAGAUUAUUUAUCAUAUAAUAAAAGAGAAAUUUUACUCUUUGUUCUUGAAGAAG
Molecule: messenger RNA, 1450 nt
Organism: Oryza brachyantha (malo sina)
Lineage: Eukaryota; Viridiplantae; Streptophyta; Magnoliopsida; Poales; Poaceae
Product: ELMO domain-containing protein C-like
Exons: 10
Coding region: 336-1298 (320 amino acids)
Source: RefSeq, a predicted model, not a curated record